CCCACCCGCGGGGCGGGCACUGCUGUGUGCGUGCCCUUCGCGGCUCCCGCGGCGCUCGGUCCGGUGCCGGCGCUCGGCCGCCUCCCCGCGGCGCGGCGCGGCGGAGCUGCCGCCAUGGAGCGGGUGCAGGCGGUGGGCGCGGUGGAGCUGCUGGCGGCGGCGCAGGCGCAGCUGUCGGCGCGGCGGCUGUCGGCUGCGGAGGAGCUGUACAGCCGCCUCAUAGCCCGCGGCGCGGGGCCUGGCGCCGACCACCACCUGGCCACCGCCCUCAACGACCGGGGCCACAUCAAGUACUUGCGGGUGGAGUUCGCCGCCGCCAUGGAGGACUACACGGCCGCCAUCGAGUGCCAGCCCGGCUUCGAGGUGCCCUACUACAACCGCGGCCUGGUGCUCUACCGGCUGGGAUGCUUUGAUGAGGCCAUGAAAGAUUUCAGGAAAGUAUUAGAGUUAAAUCCCCAGUUUGAAGAUGCUGCACUGAGUCUAAAGCAGGCUAUUCUUGAUAAAGAAGAAAAACAAAAGCGAGGUUAUUGAAAAUGCAGCUACUGGUGUGCAAAAACUCGUGAUUUUUGUCAUCGAUGGAUGAAACACAAGAUCAUUUGCAUCUGUUAUGACCUGCUAAAGAAACCUUGCUUUGGGGUAAAUAAGUUAAAAAUGGAUUAUGAUUGCAAAAGGAACUAUUUUUGCAUAUGCUUAGUGCUGAAGAAGAGCAUAAUGUUAGAUCUCUGUGAGAUACUUGUACAGAUUUUGUACAGAUGUACUUUAUAAAGACAUUGGAAGCCUAAUAAAAGCGGAUGAAGUCUGUAGUUCUCUUGUUAUAACUGUGUUUCUGUACUCUUUCACAGAUUGUUUUAAACAGUCAUAGGAAAGAAAAAUCACUAAAACAUGGAAGUACUUAAGAUUGGAGCUUGUGAGAAGUACAGUGAUUUAAUAAUGAUUGAUAGUAUUUGUCCACAUUCAAAUAUAAAUUUAAGCUAAACAUGAAGUUGUUAGUUACAAGGUGUUGUACUGGAGAUGCUGCAGUAACUGAUUUUCUUUUCACUUCAGAGUGUUUCUGUAUUAAAAAAAACACUUAGCAGAAACACUGAGAUUUCUUUAGGAAACACCAUCUGUACCUGGCAUGGGGAAUGUGGCACAAGAAUUCAGUCCUUUGUUAGUUCAUUCACCCCUUGAGGUAGUUUCACAUUACCUGAACAGGCAGGACCAGAGCAUACCUAUUUUUUGUAAUCCUAUUGCAAAAGUAUUGGACAGAUUAAUAAUUGAAUGAAUAAAAAUGAACACAGGAUUUUUAUCUCAUAAUUGUCUUUACGAAGGUUAUCUCGGAGAAUGUAGUUGGGCUGUUCGCAGUAGGAGUUGUGGCUUUCUCCUUGUUGCCAAAAAGGUUGAUUGCUUCAAAAAUACCAUAUGGAAUCUCUGAUUGAGCUGGCUGUGAAUGCCCAGGCAGCUUCAUUCCUCCAUCAUAGGGGGGACCAUUGCUGAAAUCUAUAAAUCAUCAAUGAGAAGCAUCCUUGCCUGUUCAUAGCAAUGUAAGUUCUAAUAAAUACUUUUUGAUUGCCCA
This is a messenger RNA of Strigops habroptila (Kakapo), 1555 nucleotides long. RefSeq names its product tetratricopeptide repeat domain 32 (gene TTC32). Gene Ontology annotation, molecular function: protein binding. Lineage: Eukaryota; Metazoa; Chordata; Aves; Psittaciformes; Psittacidae. The coding region runs from base 115 to 531 and encodes 138 amino acids. The record is from RefSeq and is a predicted model, not a curated record. The transcript is spliced from 3 exons.